This is a messenger RNA of Chaetomium globosum CBS 148.51, 1662 nucleotides long. RefSeq lists its product as uncharacterized. Gene Ontology annotation, cellular component: cytoplasm; nucleus. Bases 1 to 1662 code for a protein of 553 amino acids. Gene Ontology annotation, molecular function: pseudouridine synthase activity; RNA binding. The transcript is spliced from 2 exons. The record is from RefSeq and is a predicted model, not a curated record. Gene Ontology annotation, biological process: mRNA pseudouridine synthesis; tRNA pseudouridine synthesis. Lineage: Eukaryota; Fungi; Ascomycota; Sordariomycetes; Sordariales; Chaetomiaceae.
AUGGCCGACCUCAACUACCAGGACUGGUCCAAGGACCGCCUCCUCGAGCGUAUCAAGGAGCUAGAACAGCAACUCGAAGCCCAAGCAAAGCCCGACCCCAACCCCAACCCACCAUCAUCUACAACGACAACGACAACAGCACCAUCAACCUCCGCCCCACCACCGCCGCCAGCAGCAACACAGCAACCACCCCCCCAAGCCCAAACCAAAACCAAACCCAAACCCAAACCCACUCCCCCAGCAACCAACAACACCACCACUAACCCUCCCCCAAAAAAAACCAAAAAACCCUCCAAACUCGACCCCACCCGCUACUCCACGCGCCUCAUCGCCCUCAAGCUAGCCUACCUCGGCAAGCGCUACGGCGGCUUCGAGUACCAGGCGGGCGUGUCGGUGUCGACGGUCGAGGAGGAGCUGUGGCGGGCGCUGGCCAAGAGCUGUCUGAUCUGGCCCGACGACCCGUCCCGCGUGGACUUCGCCCCCUGGGAGUAUUCCAAGUGCGGGCGCACGGAUAAGGGGGCGGGGGUGGAGGUUGAGAGGGGGAGGGGGAGGGGAGAGGAGGAUGGCAAGCGUGCGUGGGAUCCGGUCGCGGAUGAGAUUAAUUACCCACGGAUCCUGAACAGACUGCUGCCGCCGGAUAUCAGGGUGCUCGCGUGGGCGCCGACGCUGCCGGAGGAUUUCUCGGCGCGGUUUUCGUGCCGGGAGCGGCAGUACCGGUAUUUCUUUACCCAGCCCGCUUUCGCACCGCUCCCUAUCUCGGUGGACCCGGAGAGGAAGAAGGGGAGUGAGGGGUGGCUUGAUAUUGACGCUAUGCGGAAAGCGGCCAAGCUGUUCGAGGGUGUUCAUGACUUCAGAAACUUCUGCAAGGUCGACGGGGUCAAGCAGAUCUCGAAUUUCAAGCGGAGGAUGUUUGAGGCGGAUGUUGUCGAGGUGGAGGACGCGGGUUCGGCGCUACCGUACCUGGCUCAGCAGGGCUUCAAGCCGGAGAGUUUGGUCGGCGGGACCACGUAUCCCAAGGUGUACUACUUCCACGUCCGCGGUUCCGCCUUCCUGUGGCACCAGAUCCGGCACAUGGUCGCCAUCCUAUUCCUUGUUGGACAGGGACUCGAAAAGCCGUCGAUAGUAACCGACCUACUGGACGUCGAGAAGAAUCCGCGCAAGCCGAAUUACGCCAUGGCCGAGGAAGUGCCGCUGGUGCUGUGGGACUGCAUCUUCCCCAAGGUCGACAAUGCCGAGCAGGCGGCGCUCGACGUGCACGAUCCCGACGCGGAGGGCAACACCAGCAUGAAGGACGCCAUCGACUGGGUCUGGCUGGGCGAGGACAAACCAUCGUACCUGCACGGACCGGGCGGACUGGUAGACAGCAUGUGGGCGUGCUGGCGCGAGCGCAGAAUGGACGAGCUGCUGGCGAACCGACUGCUAGACGCGGUGGCGCGUAAACCCGACCUCAGCCGGAGGCUGGCCGAGUCGGGCCCGCCGGAGAAACCGAGCAGCAGCCAGCGGGUGUACGAGGGCGGCGACUCAGCCAGGGCGUCAGGGACGUACGUCCCCGUGCUCAAGAAGCGCCUGCUGGCGUCGCCGGAGGAGGUCAACGACAAGUGGGCCCAGAGAAAGGGGUUCGCCAGCGCGGAGGAACUGUCCAAGACCAAGAACUGGGCGUAG